AUGGACAUUCGAGCGCAUGCAGAGCGCUGCAUGAAGGACACGGAGGUUAUUCUUCGCGAUGCCCAAGAAUGGAUGGGAAACUUCAUAACUACAGACCAUCAGAAGAACGAAGUCAUUACAGUCAGUUCUAUCCUAUUCCGGGUCCCUGUCCAGGUCCCCCACGGACAUCUCGGUCAUUCACCCUCGUCGCACCCCUCCUUUGCGGCAUGUUACCGUGAUCCUUCAAUUCCCGCUGCCCUCACGAUUGCCCGGUGCACGCAUGCAUCAGGAACUGGUCUGUCUGGUCAGCUCUCAAUUGCUGCUUUAAUUCAGCGACUUGAAGAUGAGCAACAUCAAAAGGACCAGCUCAAGCGCGACUUGGCCGCUGAGCAUAAAUCGCGAAAUAACUUCCAGAUGGAGGCUGAGCGAUACGAAUCUGUCGUGCAGAGACUAGAGCAGAAAAUUAAUGAAGGGUCUUUUAUUGCGGUUCUUAUAGACGGCGAUGGGGCGAAAUUUGCAGACGCAUUUAUUCGCAACCCUGUUGACGGCGCCCCCAGAGCCGCUCAAGUUCUUAAACAAGCAGUGCGCACUUAUAUUGAGAAUGAGGUUCCUGAACUCAACGGUGACGACAUACCGAUUCUGAUCCGUGUUUACGCCAACCUCAAUGGCCUAGCCCAGUCGCUGCGACUAUCCAGAAUCAUUGAGAGAGAUGAGGAUAUGAAAAUUUUUGCCGAACACCUUACCAACAGCCGUACGGAGGUUGAUUUUGUUAAUGUUGGAAGAGGCAAAGAAAACGCCGACUCCAAGCUUAGAAAAAUGCUCAGCCAUUACCACAACAACCUACAGUGUAAGAAGAUUUUCGUCGCCUGCUGCCACGAUAAUGGUUACCUUCAUGACCUACGUGAGUACAGCGACAAGAAUGGGCUUAACAAGAAGAUCAUCUUGGUCGAGACAACCCCAGCAGAGCCUCAGUUUCAGACUCUCGGUUUUCCUAUAACUAGGUUCGAUGGCGUUUUCCGCUCCAGGCCCUUGGAUAACGAGACCAAGCACUUGCCUCCACCCCUCAGAACGAAUUCAAUUCAAGAUACGUCACCUGCUGCCGGGCUUCCUGUUAGACAGCAGUCCCUGCCCCAGGCUUUUCCCCCGCCGCCACCCCAGCCGCUUCCCCAGUCGCUUCCCCAACCGCUUCCCCAACCGCUUCCACAGGCGUUGCCAAAGUCACCAGAGCAGCCGACACCGCAGCCGCAGCAACAACCGGCUCGAUUUGUGCCUACUCCGGCAAGCAGCGAGUCUCAGCCCUCUCCGGCUCCCGUCAAGGCCGAGAUCGAGGCUGUCCCUCGCGCCCCAAGCAUUGUCAACUCUGGAAAUGGCGGGACCUCCAUCAGCUAUGCUACUGCUGGGGGCCAUGGUGGUGACUUUCAAAACAUUACAAUCAAGUCUUCCAAGUCCAAGAAGCAGGCCAAAACUAUUCUCUAUAACAGUGAGGGCAGCCGCAUCGACCCACCCACUAAGCACCCCGCCAACACGCCCGCUCAGAGCACCUAUCAGACCAAGCUGGAGAAGGUUGCCCCUAAUGCAUUCUGUAACGACCACUAUCUAGUUGGUAUCUGUCGCCGAAGCGGCUGCGAGCGCGUGCACAAUAUCGACCUCACUCCCCAGGAGGUCUCAAUUCAUCGCUACAAGGCCCGUACUAGCGUCUGCCCCCGUGGCCCCGAAUGCGACGACUACGAUUGCUACCUCAGUCACCAUUGUCUUAAGGAUCCCCGAUGUGUGCGUGGUAGCGCUUGCAAGUUCUACAACACGGAGUAUGGCAAUCUACACCUCGACAGCAAUGAGAAAUUGCAGCCCGCCACUCGAUGGACUCAGGGCAGUGACUUCCCAGAGCACCUACAGUAA
Messenger RNA from Pestalotiopsis fici W106-1, 1875 nucleotides. RefSeq lists its product as uncharacterized. NCBI's taxonomy places the organism in Eukaryota, Fungi, Ascomycota, Sordariomycetes, Amphisphaeriales, Sporocadaceae. The transcript has 6 exons. The coding region runs from base 1 to 1875 and encodes 624 amino acids. The record is from RefSeq and is a predicted model, not a curated record.